Messenger RNA from Rhineura floridana, 3127 nucleotides. RefSeq names its product BPI fold containing family C (gene BPIFC). NCBI's taxonomy places the organism in Eukaryota, Metazoa, Chordata, Lepidosauria, Squamata, Rhineuridae. Gene Ontology annotation, molecular function: lipid binding. The coding region runs from base 1 to 1527 and encodes 508 amino acids. The transcript is spliced from 17 exons. The record is from RefSeq and is a predicted model, not a curated record.
AUGGUCUUUUCUAGUGAAGCCCCGGAUGACACAGUUCACAAGGUUUCUGUGAUGAAGAAAAGAAGAGAGGCAAUGAAGGUUUGUGGCUUUUUUUUCCUGUUGAGCAUGUUCAGUCCGUUCCUUGAUGCUAAUCCUGGCAUCAAAGUGAAGAUCACACAGAAAGGUUUGGACUAUGGCAUACAGUGUGGAGUAGAUCUCCUUCAGCAAAGAUUAAAGGAAGAAAUCUUUGAGGACAUGAGUGGCCAAGAGACAUAUGGAUUUAGUGGAGUUGACUACACAGUUUCAAAGAUACAGGUCAAUAGUGUUGAAUUCCCAAAUACAUCCGUCUCUCUCAUCCCUGGGAUUGGUAUUAAUCUUCUGAUUAAUGAUGCUAGAGCAACUGUCAAUGCAAACUGGAAAGUAAGAUCCUGGCUGUUCAGAAGUUCUGGAAAGUUGACUGUCUUCAUUUCGGGCGUAUUUCUCACAGCUAUUGUGACAGCAUCUCAGGACAAUGCAGGUCACACUGUACUGUUGCUUGAAAGCUGCCAAGGGAAUGUUGGUGGUAUUGACAUCGAAUUGGAUCAAGAAGCUGGCUGGAUGUAUAAAUACUUUGUUAAUUUUCUGGAGAAGCCUACCUGUAUCAGUUUGACCACAAACAUGUGCCCAUACAUUGGUUUUGAGAUCGAAAGGAUUAACGCAGAACUGAAACAGCGGCAAGUUCGAGCCCAAAUUGAUUCUUUUGCACGAGUAGACUACUCCUUGGUAAACUCUCUAAGUAUCUCCAAGGCAUCCAUUAACUUGGAUAUAAAGGGGACUGUCUAUCCAGUGGGAAACGACACAGAGCCUCCUUUCAAGCCAAAGCCUUUCAUUAUCCCAGAGAAGAAUAACUCCAUGAUCCAUAUAGGAAUCUCAGAGUAUUUCUUGCAGUCUGCAUCACUAGUUUAUUAUGCUUCUGGGGCCUUUGAUGUCUCUAUUGCCAAGGAGCUUUCCUCUUACUUCAGGUUAACCACAAAGGCUUUUGGCAGCAGCAUCCCCAAGGUUGCCCGUCGUUAUGCAACGCCAUAUCCAGUAAUCCUGAAUCUAAAACCUAUUGCUGCACCUGUGAUUGGUCUGCAUAAUGACAGUUUUGUUCUUGAGGCUGCUGGUUCCAUGGAGGUGCUAGCGGUCCUGCCAAACUCAACCACCCAGUCCAUGUUCACUUUGAACAUAACAGCCAUUACCCGUGCCAGCCUGACCAUAUUUGAACAGAAACUGAUACCUUCUUUAUGUCUGGACAGUUUCCACCUCUCUUUGGCCCACUCCAAUGUCGGCUUCUUCAAGGUUUCACUGUUGAAGAACUUCUUCUCUUACAUUUUACGUAAUGGAGUAAUUCCAGCAGCCAAUGCUAAACUGAAGGAAGGACUUCGUCUACUUGAAACAGACAGCAUGAUGCUUGUGGAACCUGUUGUUACAGUUCACCAGGCCUAUUUGCUGAUUUCCACUGACUUGGCGUAUAAUGUGGAAGAGGACCAAGGAGAGUCCGAAGAAUUUUUCACUAUAGAUGCAUGAAACUUCAAGACGACUUCUUGUUUGAUUCAAGAGGAAAGAGAAUGAUAAUGAUUUAAAACACAUUAUCACAUGUGUGUGUGUGUGUGUGUAAAACUAACUUUGAAAGACAUUGAAUAGAUGAAGUAAUAUCUGUUAAUGGCCAACAAACAAUUCAGAAAAUAAUUGCAGGAUGUCAGACAGGAGAUAUUCCAGCCCAGCCUGGGGAUGCCAGGGAUUGUACCUGCAUGCAAACCAGGUGCUCUAGCACUGAGUUCUGGCCCUUCGCCUUGGUAACUGCAUGGCUGGAAGAUGGCAGCAGCCCCAGCCUAUAUACAAGAGGCCAGGACCUGGCAGACUGUUUUCUGAUUCCUGUAUAUAAUCUGGAACGGUGCUGAAAGGGAAACCUCAUGGUAGGAGAUCUCUUCCUUUUAGUUGUAUAACUCAGUGCACACUUCUUAGGAAGUUAAGACAGCUGCAAGACUCUGAUGCUAAUGCUCAACAAGAGAUCAUCCCUUUCACUUGCAAUGAAUUAUAAAGAAAGCUCUUUAAAUGGUCAUACAGUGGUACUGAUACUAUGGAAGAGGAGUAUAAUAGGUAAAGCAGGGAAUGAUAGUCAUUAGAUUUGUGAAGGAGAUUAAAGGGGAUUUCUAUCAUAUGUGGUGGAAAUGCCCCCAAGCUGUAAGCUUUUGGUGUAUGGUGAUUGGUGUGAUCAAUGAAUUUUCCAAAGAGUUACAAUACUGGACCUCUUAUUUUGUCUACUGAGCUAUGUCAAACAUUGUUUUCCAUUGGUAUGUUAGAAGCAGGGAUUACAUAUGGUAUGGACAGAAUGAUGUUUACCAAAUGUUUGAAAGAAAAACGCAAAACUGUUAAAUUUCAGUUGGUUAGGAAAUUGUGGGAACAGCUAAGAAUUAUGAAGUUAACAGUGAUGUUAAUAAACAAGGAAACUAUAGGGAAAUUCAAAAUAGUUGGAACACAGUUACAUGUUUCAUCAAGAGUUAGGAAAUGAUGGGCCAGGGAUUAAUUCAGUUAUGUAGAUUUUCCAUUCAUUAUUGAGUAGUUGAAAGAAUGGUGGUGAUGUUUAUUAGAUGUUAAUAUACUCUUAUGAAUGGAUCUUUUAUAUGCAGUUUUAUAUGCAAUUUUGUAUUGUGCUAUUUUCAGAAUAGAAAUAAAUAAAAAAUUAUACAGAUGCGUAUCUCAAUGCUCCGUGUAGGGACUGUGCCAAUAGUUAGAAGCUGAUAUACUGAAUGCUGAGAUGCUAAAGUAAUAAGGGCCUAUUAAAAGGUAGUAGUCAAAUUGUGGGUUCCCUGAGACAUCCCCAUGAGUUAUUUGUAAUGGUAGGCAAUAUUGGAACAUCUGUUCUAUCAGGACUUCUGUGAUUCAGGGGAAAUCUUACAAUGCUCAUGGAGCUUUUAUAUAUAUAUAUAUGCGUGUGCCUAUAGUAAUAUAAAUGUAAGAAAAUAAAAUAAUGCAUAUGUAGGCUAAGUGAUCUGAUUUAAAUCAUAAAUCUGAUGUACAUAGAACAGCACACUGUGCUGUUCUUUACACCAGUGCUUGGAAUGAAUUAGUUCAAUUGAAGAAAAAAUAUCUUAAAUCUUUUUUUUGUUUGCUGUUUAUGUUUACU